AUGGGGUUCCCUGUGCUGCCGUAUUAUCCGGAUGUAUCCGAGAUCGGCCCUCUCAACGUGGUGGGCUCGGCCCUCAUAUCAUACGACUCAUCCAAGGUCGAUUCCCUAGCUGCCUUUAGCAAGACCUCGGGUCUCAGCGUGUAUGUGGAUCUCAAUAUUGAGUCCGAGUCAGCUGAUGAGAACCUGAUCACCUCUUUGCUGUCUCUUUUCAACAACGGGGUACUCUACGUGGUUGUCACCAAUGUGGCACUUGGAACCGACAUCCUUGCCAAGAUUCCUAAUGCCAGAUUGGCUUAUAAAGUGGCAUCUUUGGCAUCGAUCCCGGCUGAGAUCCCAGAAAGUGUGCCAAUUUUUGCGAAAGAUGUUUCUGCAGCUUCUUCUAGCAGAACUGUAUUUGCGUUGUCUCCAGCAUCUGAAGACCUAUCUGCUCUCAUCAAGAAGAACAUCACUCCUGUGGUUAUCGCGAGCGAUCUCUCCACUGAAUAUGCCGAAACCCUUCCAGCAGGCAAAGUUGCUCUUGCUGACUUGCUCUCGUAUGCAAUCACCACUGACCGCAAUGACGGACUCUACACGACCCUUGUUACUGGAACGGAUAACCAGAGCCUUGGACUGGUGUACUCUUCGUACAAGUCUCUGGCUGAGGCCAUCAAAACUGGAACUGGUGUAUACCAAAGCCGCAAGCAUGGUCUCUGGUAUAAGGGUGCCACUUCUGGAUCUACCCAGACUCUCCAGCGCAUCGAUCUUGAUUGCGAUGGCGACUGCAUCCGGUUCGUGGUGAUCCAGGCUGGCACGGGCUUCUGCCACUUGGGCACCGCCAGUUGUUUUGGUAAAGACUCGGGGCUGUCCGCAUUGGAAUCUGUCCUCAAUGAGAGACUCCAGAACGCUCCUGCUGGAUCGUACACAAAACGGUUGUUUGACGACGAAGCCCUCCUCAAUGCCAAGAUCAAGGAGGAGGCAGAAGAGCUCACAGAGGCUACCGACAAAGACGAAGUUGCCUGGGAAGCAGCUGACCUCUUCUAUUUUGCUUUGGCUAGAUGUGCAAAGUACGGUGUAUCCAUUUCAGACAUUGAGAGGAAUUUGGACAUGAAGUCGCUCAAGGUGACUAGGCGUAAGGGCGAUGCUAAACCCAAAUUUAUCGAGGCUGCAAAAGCUCAGACUGCGAAGCCAGAAGUUGUGAAGACUGAGGUUGCUCCAGUUGCUGAAAGUGAUGGCCGUAUCGUGAUGACCCGCGUUAUUGCUGCCUCAGCUCCUUCAGCAGACUUGGAGAAGGCUCUCAAACGCCCUAACCAGAAAACAUCCGACAUCAUGAAGCUUGUCAAUCCAAUCAUCGAUGCCGUGAAGGCCAAGGGAGAUGCCGCGUUACUGGAGCUGACCGCGAAAUUCGACAAAGUGCAGCUUGCUUCGCCUGUUCUAGAGGCUCCAUUCCCACCAGAACUCAUGAACCUGACUGAAGAUGUCAAACGUGCAAUUGACAUCUCCGUCGAAAACGUUCGUGUUUUCCACACCGCCCAACUGACCUCUAAGAUGGAAGUGGAGACUUGUGCUGGAGUCAGAUGCUCUAGAUUUGCAAGACCUGUUGAGAAGGUGGGUCUUUACAUCCCUGGUGGAACCGCAGUAUUGCCCUCUACUGCUCUAAUGCUGGGAGUUCCUGCUAACGUCGCUGGAUGUGAGGAGAUCAUUUUUGCUUCGCCUCCUGGUCCUGAUGGAAAAUUGACUCCUGAGGUGGUGUACGUGGCUCACAAGGUGGGUGCCAAGAAGAUUGUUCUUGCGGGCGGUGCCCAGGCUAUUGCUGCAAUGGCGUACGGAACCGAAUCUGUACCAAAGGUGGACAAAAUCAUGGGACCUGGCAACCAGUUCGUGACUGCAGCCAAAAUGUACGUUUCCAAUGAUACCACAGCUCUUUGUGGAAUCGAUAUGCCUGCUGGUCCAUCUGAGGUUCUGGUGGUGGCAGAUGCUUUUGCCGACCCCGACUUCGUUGCCUCGGAUCUGCUGUCUCAGGCUGAGCACGGUGUCGAUUCUCAGGUUAUUCUGGUCGCCGUAGGUAUGACUUCUGAGCAAAUCGAUAAGAUUGACGAGGCCGUCCACAGACAGGCCCUCGAACUGCCCAGAGUUGACAUCGUUCGCAAGUGUAUUGCCCACUCCUACACCAUCGUGGUGGAUACCUAUGCCGAUGCUUUGGCAAUGUCGAACAGAUAUGCUCCAGAACACUUGAUUCUGCAAAUUGAAGACGCCGAAUCGUACGUCGAUAGCGUGACCAACGCCGGUUCUGUGUUUGUGGGAGCAUACUCACCCGAGAGUUGUGGAGAUUACUCCUCUGGAACUAACCACACUCUGCCAACAUACGGUUACGCCCGUAUGUACAGUGGAGUGAACACGUCGACUUUCCAGAAGUUCAUCACCUCUCAGGUGGUGACGCCAAAGGGCCUGCAAAGCAUCGGUAAGGCUGUCAUGGACCUUGCUGCCGUUGAGGGUCUGGAUGCCCAUAGAAAUGCUGUGAAGAUCCGUAUGGAGAAACUCGGCUACCUGUGA
Messenger RNA from Kuraishia capsulata CBS 1993, 2529 nucleotides. RefSeq lists its product as uncharacterized. The coding region runs from base 1 to 2529 and encodes 842 amino acids. The transcript has a single exon. Gene Ontology annotation, biological process: L-histidine biosynthetic process. Lineage: Eukaryota; Fungi; Ascomycota; Pichiomycetes; Pichiales; Pichiaceae. Gene Ontology annotation, cellular component: cytoplasm. Gene Ontology annotation, molecular function: metal ion binding; phosphoribosyl-AMP cyclohydrolase activity; histidinol dehydrogenase activity. The record is from RefSeq and is a predicted model, not a curated record.